AUGACAGCUAUAUCACUUCUUUGGCCAGAAAUUGAACAAAAAGAACAUUGGAUAUUUGAGUCAUUAAUAAUUGUUGCAUUCAUUAUAGAUGCGACUUUCUUAUUAGAAAUCUUAUUAAAUUUUAUCGCAUUUGGUCUGGCGUAUUUCACAAAAGAACCACAUUGGUUUUUACAUAUAUUUGACGCUAUUCUGGUUAUUACAACAUUUUUUUUAGAAAUAUUCUUACACGGAAAACAACGAGAAAUUGUAGGAUUAUUAAUCAUAUUUCGACUUUGGAGAUUGAUUAAGGUGGUUGGUACUGUUGCCGUUGGUGUAG
Molecule: messenger RNA, 316 nt
Organism: Dentiscutata heterogama
Lineage: Eukaryota; Fungi; Glomeromycota; Glomeromycetes; Diversisporales; Gigasporaceae
Source: the annotation of a GenBank genome assembly